AUGGAGCUCAAGAAAUCAAUUAGUACGCCAAUGCUAGGACAGUUGGUAGCCAGCGCAUUGCUCAUAUGCUUCGUUGGAUAUCAAGCAAGUGCGAGUGAGAACAUCGGCAAUUCAAUAUACUGUUCAGGCUGGGAGCGGGGCCUCACGGCAAUGCCGGGUAUCCGCGCACGCCUGUUACUGGUCGCCAUCCGAACUAGCAAACCGGUUGUUUUUACAGCUGGCAGUUUGUUUGAUCUAUCCCUCUCCUCUUAUACGACUCUGGUGAAGACGUCAUACUCCGCUGUCACAGUUCUGCGGAGAUUUCAACACAGU
Molecule: messenger RNA, 312 nt
Organism: Brenthis ino (lesser marbled fritillary)
Lineage: Eukaryota; Metazoa; Arthropoda; Insecta; Lepidoptera; Nymphalidae
Source: the annotation of a GenBank genome assembly